Cladophialophora yegresii CBS 114405 is the source of this 2148-nucleotide messenger RNA. RefSeq names its product 3-methylcrotonyl-CoA carboxylase alpha subunit. Gene Ontology annotation, molecular function: metal ion binding; ATP binding; methylcrotonoyl-CoA carboxylase activity. The record is from RefSeq and is a predicted model, not a curated record. The transcript has a single exon. NCBI's taxonomy places the organism in Eukaryota, Fungi, Ascomycota, Eurotiomycetes, Chaetothyriales, Herpotrichiellaceae. Gene Ontology annotation, cellular component: mitochondrion. The coding region runs from base 1 to 2148 and encodes 715 amino acids.
AUGUCUCACCGUCAGCUCCCACGAGCUGCUGCAGCUCUGCGAACGGGAACAUCUCUCCGAUCAUAUUCGACAAAGACCAUCGAUUCCAUCCUGAUUGCAAACAGAGGGGAGAUCGCAAUAAGAGUGAACAAGACAGCUGCUCAGCACGGCAUCCGCACAACCACACUGUAUACCAACCCGGAUGCUCUCGCACAGCAUGCUCAUUCCUCUCCCUUCUCCUUCAACCUCGGCCCAACCGCUGCAUACUUGGACCAAGACAAGAUCCUCCGGAUAGCAAAGCAGCAAGGUUGUCAGGCAAUACAUCCGGGCUAUGGCUUCCUGUCAGAGAAUGCCGAGUUUGCGAAGAGGUGCGCAGAAGAAGGUGUCACCUUCAUUGGCCCACCUGCGAGCGCCAUUGAAGAUAUGGGUGACAAAGCUAGGAGCAAGGAGAUCAUGAAUGCUGCCGGUGUACCCUGUGUCCCUGGCUAUCAUGGCUCCGACCAAGCUCCUGACACACUCGCACAGGAGGCAGAGAAGAUCGGCUAUCCUGUCCUCAUCAAAGCCGUGAGGGGCGGCGGAGGCAAGGGAAUGAGGAUCGCAAGGUCCGCCCAGGAGUUCCCAGAUAUGCUAGAAAGUGCGAAGAGCGAGGCCAGGAACUCGUUUGGCAACGAUGAAGUCCUGGUUGAGAAGUACAUCACGACCCCGCGCCACAUUGAAGUUCAGGUUUUUGCGGACAAGCAUGGUAAUUGCCUGGCCUUGGGUGAGCGUGAUUGUUCCAUCCAACGACGGCAUCAGAAGAUCCUUGAGGAAUCUCCUGCCCCCAACCUGGACGACUCGAUACGAAAAGACCUGUGGGAGAAAGCUCGGGCGGCUGCAUUAGCUGUAAAAUAUGAGGGCGCCGGUACGGUCGAGUUCAUCUUUGACAAUGAUACUGGCGAUUUCUAUUUCAUGGAGAUGAACACCAGGCUGCAGGUCGAGCAUCCCGUGACCGAGAUGGUGACUGGGCUGGACCUCGUGCAUUGGCAAAUCCAAGUUGCAGAGGGCAAACCACUCCCUUUGACACAGGACCAAGUUGAGAAACAGAUUGCUCAACGUGGCCAUGCCAUCGAGGCAAGAAUCUAUGCCGAGAAUCCAGACAAGGGAUUCAUACCCGAUUCUGGCAGACUAUCGCAUGUCAAGUUACCGCACGAGUCGGCCGAUGUACGGAUAGAUAGCGGCUUCGUGCAAGGAGACACGGUAUCCAGCCAUUACGACCCAAUGAUUGCGAAAUUGAUCGUACGAGGCGAGACAAGAGAACUCGCUCUACGCAAGAUGGUAGCUGCAUUGCAAGACUACGAGGUGGCGGGACCAGUCACGAACAUCGACUUCCUCAAACGAAUAUGCAAAUCCCCUGAUUUCGUGGGUGGCAAUGUUGAGACGGGUUACAUCGAAAAACACAGAGACGAGCUCUUUCCCGAAGUCUCCUUCACACCUGAAGUUCUCGCCGAGGCCGCAAUAGCAUCCUUCCUGCGCCAUUCACCGCAGCCGAACUCCUCUCCUCCGGCAUGGGGCCUCCCUUCAGCAUCAUCUUCCUGGCUUGACACUUCCUCCGACUUCCAACCACGCACUUUCCACUUCCACACCGCAAGUUUUGAACCUGGGCCUGGAAAGACACCGGACAUCCACGCGGUCCAGCUCCAGCAGCUCAGCCCAGGCACCUUCUCCGUACAAACGCCAGCCAGUAGCGAUGCAAUCACAUUGACAUCCUCAUUCGAUCCUCUAUCAAAUACGUUGACCACGUAUUUCCCACACACAAGGCACACUUCCCGCGUCAUCUUCCAGGCGUCCUCGGCCAGUAACCAGCAGAUGAUCCACCUCUUUACACCCCAGGGCUCCACGCUGCUAAUCUCGCCACCACCUCCUUUCCUGGCUAAAGCCCUUGGCCUCCGCGAAUCUGCAAAUAGCUUGGUCUCUCCCAUGCCCGCAAAAAUCCUGCGAGUGUUGGUCAAACCUGGCGAUGUCGUGAAGAAGGAACAACCAUUGGUUGUCAUCGAGAGUAUGAAAAUGGAGACCGUCAUCAGGAGUCCAGUUGAAGGGGCAAAGGUCAAGAGAGUGGCACAUGGUGAGGGUGAGGUGGUCGGCGCUGGUGUGGACUUGGUCGAAUUUGAAGAGCAGAAAGAAGGAGAGUAG